AUGCCGAUUGAGACCACGGCCUCGAACAAGCUUCGAACGAAACAUAAUUUAUUCACAUAAGAGCAUAGGAUAUUAGGAAAGUAACAAAAAGCCAGCGGUCUCUAAGUGCCCAUCGUCUUCCAGUCGCCCACUAGCAGCCCAUUAGGUUCCCAUCCCGGCUCCAGUCGAUAGUGCCACAUUUCCUACCCCAUACCCCAACACCGAGACCACAAUGGGUCGCCGCAAAAACUACAUCUCAGACGACGGCGACAGCUCCGGAGACGACGAGCGUAGCAACGGACGCUACCCCAACGAAGAGCCUGGCGUCGCCAACGCUGAUCUAGCAGAAGAAGCCGCGCUGUUCGCGAACCCGUAUGGGCACGGUCGAAAAAGGCGGCGGGGGAAGGAGGAUGCCAUUUACGGCGUUUUCGGAGAGAGUGACGAGGAAGGGGAUAAAGCGAGGUCUGGAGGGAGAAGUGGAGGUCGGGGCGGGAGGGGUGGGAGGUACGUGACGGGUGUGAACUUCGUUUCAGCGAAAGCUCCGCCAUCACGCCGCCAGGACGACGAGGACGAGGAUGAGGAUAAGGACGAGGACGAGGAUAACGAGGAGGGGAGGCGGCAAGAAGAUGACGAUGAUCCGAUGGACGUGGAUGAAAAGCCAUCGUUUGGUGCAGGCCUGGGAUUCGCAUCACAUGGAGACGAGAUGGAGGACGCGCGGCCAGGAUUUGGGGCCGCCAACGGCUUUGGACUCGGUUUUGGUAGAGCGGGCCUGGGGGCAUCGACGUCGAAUGAACAGAAUGCAGACACCGAUGGAUCGAGUACGGACUUUAGGCCAACUAUGGGAAGCUUUCCAACUGCGUUCGGCAAUCAGAAGAAGUCAAAAGCACGGACAGAAACUGCAUCGCCAAGGUCAUCGCCCACGCCUGCGUACAGGGCGCCUCGCCAACCGGUUGACAGAGACUUUGGAAGAUUCGAUACUUCUGGCAUCGCUGCCAAGAUGAUGGCGAAGAUGGGGUAUAAGAGGGGAGAGGGUCUCGGAAAGUAUGGAGAAGGAAUAGCAGCCCCAAUCGACGUGAAGCUGCGGCCGACACGAGCCGGACUGGGUCUGGUAGACGAACGAACCGAUGCGAUCAAGAAGGAACAGCGAGAGAAAGCCCUUCAGGAAGACGACAGCGAUGAAGCAGACCGGACACCUGCUCCGAAGAAAGAGGUUCGCACGGGACAGUGGAAACAGAACGCGAGGAAGCCCAAAGUCGCUUACAAGAGCGCUCAAGAGCUGAUAGCGGAUCAGGAAGCGGUGCCAAUCACCACGACGGGCGCCACGCAGGCGACCAAAAUCCUGGAUAUGACGGGUCGGGAGGUGCGCGAGCUUGCCAACGUCUCGGAAGUAGCGUCAAGUAGCGCUGCAUUUGACGUAACGGCCGCGAGAUUGCCUGAGCUCCGCCACAAUGUACGUCUGCUUGCGGAUAUGGCACAGCAAGACUUGCUGCAGAUAGGUCGCCAACUACGGAUAGAACAGACGAAGAGGAAGCAGUUGGAGAACCAACAGGAGAAGAUCGCCCUGCAUGUCGAAGCUGAGCGCAAACAAACCGUUCAGCUAAAAGCCGUGAUGGAGAUCGCCAAUGAAUGCCAAACGUAUUCGAAGCAGUUUACGGUCAACUUCGAGACGGCAAACCUCGAGUCCCUGGUGGCGGCAUUUUCGGGACCAUUCCAAAAACUGCAGACGACGUAUUUCGAGGAGUACAAGACGUAUCGGCUGGAUGAGCUGGUGGUUGCAUCUUUGACGCCGAUUGUAAAACGCCUGCUGGCGGAUUGGCAGCCACUGUCCGAUCCACGAUACGGUUCCGAUGCGUUCCGGGAAUGGAAGCGGCUGCUCAUUCUGCCAUCCCCAUCACACUAUGUAAACGGCGGCCGAGGCGAGCCAGAUAUAGGCAGUGGGUGGAUGAGUCCAUAUGAGAGCAUGAUGUACAACCUAUGGCUCCCCAAAGUCCGGCAAGCCAUCAACAACGAGUGGGAUCCCAAACACCCGGACGCAGCCAUUGCGUUAGUAGAAGCAUGGCAUCUUCCUCCAACGAGAAACAACGCGCCCGUCGACCUCGAUGCGGAUAACGACCCCUCUGUUCUUAUACCUUCUUGGCUGUAUCACAACAUUCUCGAGCAGCUGAUACUCCCAAAACUGGUGCGAGCGAUCGAUCAGUGGAAUCCUGCUCAGGACCCGCUUCCGGUGUAUACCUGGAUUCAUCCAUGGUUACCGCACUUGGCGGAUCAUAUGGAAGGCAUUUUCACUACUAUUCGGCACAAGUUUAAUGUUUCGUGGAGGGAUAGGAAGUGGACGCCGGCUGACCCGAGCGCGUUUGAAACGUUGCUUCCAUGGCGAGAGAUCUUCCGGCCAUCCGACAUGGAGUCGCUGGUCAUGAAAGCGAUCCUUCCCAAACUGGUCGAGACGCUGCAAAAAGACUUCUCCGUCAACCCCGCCAACCAAGACCUAACACCGCUGCAGAACGUGCUAACAUGGCGGCCAUUCGUCCCCAACCACCUCUUCGUCCACCUCCUCGAAACCGAGUUCUUCCCCAAAUGGCACUCGGUCCUCUGGACAUGGCUCUGCAGCCCCGGCGUAAGCGGCGAGGAAAUCACCAUGUGGUACCGCAGCUGGAAAACACAGGUGUUCCCUCCCGAUCUCGUGAAGGAGACCGGUAUCGCUAUUCAGUUCAAGGCUGGGUUGGACAUGAUGAACCGCAGCAUUGAGAUGGGUGGGGCGCGUGGACCCAUGCCUGCGAUGCCACCGCCGAUCGCGUUCUUGUCCGAGACGGCCGCUGCGGGAGGGAGGGUCAGCGGCGGCGCAGGCGGGCGAUCGCGGAUGGGAGCACCCGGCAUGUCUGCCAUGGACUCCUUCAAGGAUUACGUGGAGCGGGUUGCCAGCGAGCAUGACUUGCUCUUUGCGCCAAUCAACCGCGUGCAUCCGACAACAGGGAAGGCGCUGUUCAGGUUGGCUCCUGCCUCGAAAGCGAUCGCUGGGACCGGCGGGAUCAUUGGGUAUAUGGAUGAAGGUGUGCUCUUCAUCGAAGACGAGAAUGGUGGAUGGAAGCCGAUUGGGGUGGAGGAAGCUAUGAGUUUAGCGGCCAAGAAGAAGCGAUAGACAUCCCGGCGGCCUUACGUGUAUCUAUGUGUAAAUAGUAAUCGCAGCGGUGAGAGAGAGCAUCCAGUAGCUCAACGUUGCCUCAUGCGCAAAUUCGUCUGCUUCAUGUUAAGGGUCUCUGCGCAAAUCUGGUUUCCUUAAGUCCAGACUGAUAGACA
Molecule: messenger RNA, 3273 nt
Organism: Fimicolochytrium jonesii
Lineage: Eukaryota; Fungi; Chytridiomycota; Chytridiomycetes; Spizellomycetales; Powellomycetaceae
Product: GC-rich sequence DNA-binding factor-like protein-domain-containing protein
Exons: 2
Coding region: 212-3115 (967 amino acids)
Biological process (GO): spliceosomal complex disassembly
Cellular component (GO): U2-type post-mRNA release spliceosomal complex
Molecular function (GO): nucleic acid binding
Source: RefSeq, a predicted model, not a curated record